Molecule: messenger RNA, 463 nt
Organism: Folsomia candida
Lineage: Eukaryota; Metazoa; Arthropoda; Collembola; Entomobryomorpha; Isotomidae
Product: SID1 transmembrane family member 2-like
Exons: 3
Coding region: 102-416 (104 amino acids)
Cellular component (GO): membrane
Source: RefSeq, a predicted model, not a curated record
CGUUUUCUAAGUUCAUGUUUUCAAAUAUUGGAGAAAUCCAGACGAAUUAAAUCAGUACCCUGCACGAUGAAUUUGCUAUGUUUCGGAUUGGUUUUUGAUGCAUGGUUUCAUGUCUUAGGGCCGACCAACCGACCAGGAAGAGGACUUUGCGUCUCAUCCGCCGCCCUUUGGUGUAUCUCUUCUGCGGCGUUGUGCUCAUGGGAGUGGGGAUGUACUACUUCGCGUUUCCCGAGUCACAAUGGAAUCUUAGUCCGGCGUACUCACGAGAAUUAAAUGCGAAUUACGAAUUCCUGGACUUUUAUGACAAGCACGACAUUUGGCAUUUCUGUUCAGCCAUUGGACUCUAUUGCCUCCUUAUGAUCCUUUUAGGAAUGCGUGACACCGGAAUUUUGGAAAACGUGGGAAUUAGAUUUUGACUUAUGAAGCAAUAAAAUUUUAAGAUUGUUCAUCUUUGAAAUUUUUA